Messenger RNA from Rhipicephalus sanguineus (brown dog tick), 1367 nucleotides. RefSeq names its product ribosome biogenesis protein NOP53. The transcript has a single exon. Gene Ontology annotation, biological process: rRNA processing; ribosomal large subunit assembly. The record is from RefSeq and is a predicted model, not a curated record. Gene Ontology annotation, cellular component: nucleolus. NCBI's taxonomy places the organism in Eukaryota, Metazoa, Arthropoda, Arachnida, Ixodida, Ixodidae. Gene Ontology annotation, molecular function: 5S rRNA binding. The coding region runs from base 26 to 1366 and encodes 446 amino acids.
AUCCAACCUUCCUUUUCAUGUCAAAAUGACAGCGACCACGAAGCGCAAGCGUCUCGGCGUGAGUAAAAACCGCAAGAAAGCAUGGAAAAAGCACUGCGACGUCAACGAUGUCGAAGAGUUUCUGGAAGAACAGCGCUUUGAUGAGCGGAUCGGUGGCUCCAUUUCCAGUAAGCCGGACGAAGAGUUGUUCUUCGUGGACAAGCUGCCCGCGACUGCUAAGAGCUCGGCUCCCGCUAGCGCAGCGAGCAAGAAGCUGCGCCGCAACCGCAAGCUGAAAUGCUUCAAAAACCUCGAGUCCAGCUCCAAGGUAAAGGCACCCGUGAAACCGCGCCGCGUGCGGGACCCCGACGCUCGCAAGCCCGCCGAAGUUCGCGAAGCGCAGAGGCAGCGCCUUGCCAAACGUCUCGAACAAGGCGCCGUGGACCGCCUGCGCAGCGUCGCGCGAAAGGCUAAAGUCGUCACGAGCCGGUUCGACUUGACGGGGCUUCGCGACCUCUGGGGCGGUGACGACGAAGACUGCGGAGAACCAUCGUCUGCGCCGGCUGCGACUGGCUCCGUCAACUAUCGCGUGCCGUCGCACCGACAUCAGAAGCCGUCGCUGCUGCCCGCCGUGGAGCCGCCGCACCCGGGGACGUCGUACAACCCGUCGCACGCCGAUCACCAGGACCUUCUGCGGCGAGCGGUGGAGGUCGAGCAGCGGAAGCUGAACGAGGAGCGGCGCCUGGACCGCUGCCUGGCGAUGCCAAACAAGCGGGACUGGCCCACCGAGCAGGAUCGACUUGCCGAGAUGUCUCAGGGACUUUACGACCAGGAGGAAGAGGACGACGACCUGGACAGUGAACAGAAAGCCGUGGACGGCGAAGCGAAAGCCGUCGUCGCUUUGCCAGCGCCGACCGCCGUUCGUAAGACCCGGCAGCAGAGACGUCGCGCCGCGGAGCAGAAGAGGUUACGUCGCGAGGCUAAAGAGCGCAAGCAGGCGCGAGUGUUAGCAAACGACGUGUACCGCAUCCGGACGCUGAAGGCGCAGCUCCGACGCGACGCCGAGUCGUCCGAGGCGCGUCAGAAGCGCCGCCAACAGCGCGAGGUCGACAAGCUGUACAACGCGCGCCGACUGAGCGCUUACAAGUACGAGGAACCGGACUUGCCGCUGAAGCUGUCCAGCGAAUUGCGGGAGUCGUUGCGCGAGCUGCGGCCCGAGGUGAAUGUGCUCGAGGACCGAUACAAGAGCCUGCAGCGCCGAAACGUCAUCGAGACGCGCAAGCAGCAGAAGAAGGUGGUCAAGUAUAAGCCCAAGAAGGCUGUCAAGCGCUCGCACAGGCAGUUUGCCGAGGCCGACGAACAGAGGUGGAAAAAGGAGCUUCAAUAAA